AUGACCCGAUCUUUGAACGCUGAUGUCUCAGCUCACACGCGUACCAGGACGGAAGAGACAAAUCAAAACAAGUCAGAUGCUGACUCCGACUGUAAUAACGAUGUUUUGAACAGCCUCUUCCAUCUCUAUCGCUUUGCGGAUGCAUACGAGUGCGUCAAACUGCGCAAUGACGUUAUCAGCGCCUUCAGCGACCUUACGAAAGAUGGAUUGGCUCCCGACCCCGAAACGAUCGCUUUCAUGUUCGAAGAAUUACCUCCUUCUUCUACCAUCUGUCAAUACUUCGUCAAGAGUGCUGCGCUGAAUUGGGGCCACUACAGGGGCCCUUAUCGAGCGCUACUCGAGGCUACACCGCUGCCCCAAGAUUUCUUAGUAGAAGUUGUGCGCAUCAACCACAAGAUUGCAAGCAAAGGCAAAGGAAUGGAUGCAUUAUGCAACGAGAUACAAGAUCGCUGUAACUUCCACGAGCAUGCAACGGAAGAUGAAAAGCAGCUGUUCAAGAUUAUCCUAAUCUUCGCCAGUCUACAGCUAUAA
Molecule: messenger RNA, 531 nt
Organism: Alternaria triticimaculans
Lineage: Eukaryota; Fungi; Ascomycota; Dothideomycetes; Pleosporales; Pleosporaceae
Exons: 2
Coding region: 1-531 (176 amino acids)
Source: RefSeq, a predicted model, not a curated record